Messenger RNA from Trichoderma citrinoviride, 5343 nucleotides. RefSeq names its product beta and beta-prime subunits of DNA dependent RNA-polymerase. The record is from RefSeq and is a predicted model, not a curated record. Gene Ontology annotation, cellular component: RNA polymerase II, core complex. Gene Ontology annotation, molecular function: DNA binding. Bases 76 to 5343 code for a protein of 1755 amino acids. The transcript is spliced from 3 exons. Lineage: Eukaryota; Fungi; Ascomycota; Sordariomycetes; Hypocreales; Hypocreaceae. Gene Ontology annotation, biological process: transcription by RNA polymerase II.
AGGCGCGUGCUGCAUUUGCCGCCCACACCGAUCCUUUUCAGCUCUUCGAUUGAAAAUUCGUAACGACUGUUGAAAAUGGCGAACCUUUACUUCACCCACUCGAGCGCUCCGCUCAAGACGGUGCAGGAGAUCCAAUUUGGCCUCAUGUCUCCCGAGGAGAUCAAGAGCAUGAGCGUGGCCCACAUCCUGUACCCCGAGACGAUGGAGGAAGGCGGCACGAAGCCGCGCGACGGUGGCCUCAACGACCCUCUCCUUGGCUCCAUCGACCGGCAGUUCAAGUGCAAGACGUGCACGCAGGCAAUGGGCGAGUGCCCCGGCCACUUUGGACACAUUGAACUGGCCAAGCCCGUGUACCACCCUGGCUUCAUCAAGAAAGUCAAGAAGAUCUUGGAGAUUGUCUGCCACAACUGUAGCAAGGUGCUGGCUGAUGAAAGCGAUCCCGAGUUUGUCGCAGCAAUCAAUACUCGAGAUGCAAAGCUCCGCUUCAAGCGGGUAUGGGCCGUCUGCAAGAAGAAGCGGAGGUGUGAGAAUGACGACCGGUCAGAGAAGAACAAGGACGAGGAGUUUGCGCCCGGUAUGAAGCCGGCCGUCGUCGAGAGUCACGGCGGCUGCGGCAACGUGCAGCCUCAGGUUCGACAGGUCGCCCUCCAGCUUAAGGCCGCUUUCGAGGUCGCCCAAGAGGACGGUCCCAAACGGAAAGAGACGGCUCCCAUCACCCCAGAGAUGGCCCACAGCAUUCUUCGCCGCAUCUCCGAGAAGGAUCUACGCAACAUGGGCCUCAACUCGGACUAUGCCCGUCCGGAGUGGAUGAUUAUCACUGUCCUACCCGUUCCCCCACCACCUGUUCGUCCUAGUAUUUCUAUGGACGGCACUGGAACUGGAAUGCGCAACGAAGACGACUUGACCUACAAGCUGGGUGAUAUCAUCCGUGCCAAUGGCAAUGUCAAGCAGGCUAUUCGUGAGGGUUCCCCUCAGCAUAUCGCCAGAGAUUUCGAGGAGCUGCUGCAAUAUCACGUCGCCACCUACAUGGACAACGAUAUUGCCGGCCAGCCUCGUGCGCUGCAGAAGAGCGGACGCCCCGUCAAAGCCAUCCGUGCCCGUCUCAAGGGAAAGGAGGGCCGCCUGAGAGGCAACCUGAUGGGAAAGCGUGUCGACUUUUCUGCACGUACCGUCAUCACGGGAGACGCCAACCUGUCUCUGCACGAAGUCGGUGUUCCUCGCAGUAUUGCAAGGACCUUGACCUACCCCGAGACGGUGACGCCUUACAACAUUGGCAAGUUGCAUCAACUGGUCGAGAAUGGUCCUAAUGAGCAUCCUGGAGCCAAGUACGUUAUCAGAUCCGACGGGACCCGUAUCGACCUGCGACACCACAGACGAGCGGCUCAAAUCUCUCUCGAGUAUGGCUGGAAGGUUGAGCGUCAUCUUAUGGACGGUGAUUAUAUCAUCUUCAACCGUCAGCCCUCGCUUCACAAGGAGUCCAUGAUGGGUCACCGUGUCCGCGUCAUGCCUUACUCCACUUUCCGACUCAACCUGUCCGUGACCUCUCCCUACAACGCCGAUUUCGAUGGUGACGAGAUGAAUCUUCACGUUCCGCAGAGCGAAGAGACUCGUGCAGAAGUCAAAGAACUCUGCCUGGUUCCUAACAACAUCGUCUCGCCUCAGAAGAACGGUCCUUUGAUGGGUAUCGUACAGGACUCCCUUGCUGGCGCCUACAAGCUCUGUCGUCGUGAUACUUUCCUGGACAAGAACCAGGUUAUGAAUCUCAUGCUCUGGGUCCCUAACUGGGACGGUGUCAUUCCCCAGCCUGCCAUCUUGAAGCCAAGACCGCGCUGGACCGGCAAGCAGAUCAUCAGCAUGGUCAUCCCCAAGGAGAUCAGCCUGCACGCUCCCGAAGACAAGUCUGACUCGCCUCUUAAGGAUGCUGGUCUGCUCAUCCAGGCUGGUGAGCUCAUGUAUGGUCUCAUGAAGAAGAAGAACAUUGGUUCUGCCUCUGGUGGUGUGAUUCAUCUCUGCUACAACGAGUUGGGACCAGAAGGUGCCAUGGCGUUCCUUAAUGGGGUUCAGCAAGUGGUUACCUACUGGCUGCUGCAGAACGGCCACAGUAUUGGUAUCGGUGAUACUAUUCCGGAUAAGCAGACAAUUGAGAAGGUGCAGGUGCACAUUGACACCCAAAAGGCCGAGGUCGCCAGGCUCACGGCCAUGGCUACAAACAACGAGUUGGAAGCCUUGCCUGGUAUGAACGUCCGAGCGACCUUUGAGAACAAGGUCUCCAUGGCUCUUAACAUGGCUCGUGACCAGGCUGGUACUACCACUCAGAAGAGUUUGAAGGACUCCAACAACGCUGUGACCAUGGCUGAAUCCGGCUCAAAGGGAUCGUCCAUCAACAUCUCUCAGAUGACGGCACUCGUGGGACAGCAGAUUGUCGAAGGAAAGCGUAUUCCGUUUGGCUUCAAAUAUCGGACCCUGCCCCAUUUCACCAAGGACGAUUACUCACCCGAGGCCCGUGGCUUUGUAGAGAACUCAUAUCUGCGUGGACUGACGCCCACCGAGUUCUUCUUCCACGCCAUGGCGGGUCGUGAAGGUCUUAUUGACACGGCCGUCAAGACAGCCGAGACAGGUUACAUUCAGCGACGUCUUGUCAAGGCUCUGGAAGACCUCAACGCUCAGUAUGAUGGUACUGUGCGCAACUCUCUUGGUGACAUCAUUCAGUUCCUUUACGGCGAAGAUGGUCUCGAUGCCAUGUGCAUUGAGAAGCAGAAGCUUGGCAUCUUGAAGAUGUCUGACGAGGCGUUCGAGAAGAAGUAUCGCCUUGAUCUGGCCAACCCGCCCGAUUGGUUCAGAAAGGAUUACGAGUAUGGCAAUGAGUUGACUGGUGAUAAGACCUCCAUGGCUCUGCUCGACGAAGAGUGGGAUCAACUUCUGGCCGAUCGCCGAGAAGUGCGAGAGAUUAACCGCUCAAAGAUGGGCGAGGAGAUGAUGCAGCUUCCUCUCAACAUCGGUCGCAUGAUCGAGACCGCCAAGCGCGUCUUCAACGUCAAGGCCAACGACCGAAGCAACUUGAGACCUUCUGAUGUCAUCCCUGUCGUGAGGAACGUCAUCAACAAGCUCAAGAUUGUUCGAGGCGAGGAUAGCAUCUCGAAAGAGGCGGACAACAGUGCCACCAUCCUCUUCAAGGCUCUUCUUCGAUCUCGACUGGCCUUUAAAGAGGUGGUCAAGGAGCAUCGUUUGAACAAGCUGGCAUUUGAUCAUGUUCUCGGAGAGCUCCAGAACCGAUGGGAUCGGUCGUUUGUCAACCCCGGCGAAAUGGUGGGCGUCCUCGCGGCUCAGUCCAUUGGUGAGCCUGCUACGCAGAUGACACUGAACACCUUUCACUUCGCUGGUGUCUCUUCCAAAAACGUCACGCUCGGUGUGCCUCGUCUCAAGGAAAUUCUCAAUCUGGCAAAGAACAUCAAGACGCCUAGUAUGGCAGUUUAUCUGGACACUCCGCUGGCCAAGCAGGAGCAAGCGAAGAAGCUGCGAAGUUUAGUCGAGUAUACCAAUCUGCGGUCGAUUACUUCCGUCACUGAGAUCUACUAUGAUCCAGACGUCCAGUCCACAACCAUUCCCGAGGAUCUCGAUAUGGUCGAGUCCUACUUCUUGAUUCCCGACGACAGCCAGGACACCAUUGAUCAACAGUCGAGGUGGCUUUUGCGUAUCACGCUCGAUAGGCAGAAACUGCUUGACAAGGAGAUCAAGAUUGACGAUGUCGCUCAGCGCAUCAAGGAGGAGUAUCCCAAUGAUCUGGCCGUCAUUUUCAGCGACAACAAUGCCGACGAGCAAGUCAUCCGCAUCCGCACCAUUCGCCAGGACGACAAGGACGAGGAUGGCGAAAAGAAGAUUGAAGAUGACGUGAUGCUCAAGCGACUCGAGGCCCAUCUCCUGGACACUUUGACGCUGCGAGGUGUGCCUGGAGUCGAACGAGCUUUCUUGACCAAGGGAACUCGUCUUGUCGAGGCCGCUGACGGUUCUGAGCUCGCGCUCAAGGACGAUCCCCGAUGCACUCAGUGGUAUCUGGAUACUAGCGGCUCAGCUCUCCGCGAAGUCUUGGCCGUUCCCGGAGUUGAUCCCACGCGAACCUACACCAACGAUCUGUGGCAGAUCAUCGAGGUGUUUGGUAUCGAGGGUACUCGAGCUGCCUUGGUGAAAGAGUUGACGGCUGUCUUGGCCUUUGACGGUUCCUACGUUAACCACCGACACAUUGCCCUGCUCUGCGAUGUCAUGACGUACCGCGGAAGUAUUUCUGCCGUGACUCGUCACGGUAUCAACCGAGCGGAUACGGGUGCCCUGAUGCGAUGUUCCUUCGAGGAGACUGUCGAGAUUCUGCUCGAGGCAGCUGCUACCGGUGAACUUGACGACUGCCGGGGCAUUUCUGAGAACGUUAUGCUCGGCCAGAUGGCCCCCAUGGGUACUGGCAACUUUGAUGUCUACCUUGACCCGAAGAUGCUGGAAACGGUCAUCUCGGACAACUCUCGCAUGGGUCUCAUGCCUGGCAUGCCUGUCAAGGAAGGAGACGCUGAGGGUGCGGCUACGCCGUACGAUACCGGAUCGCCCAUGGGCGACUCUGGCUACCUCAGCCUCAACUCUCCUGCUGCAGGAAACUUCUCGCCCAUCCAGGGCGCGGGUUCAGAGACGCCCGCUGGGUUUGGAACCGAGUAUGGCGGCGGCGGCUUUGGUGGCAUCGGGUCCAUGAGCCCGUACUCGAUGCGUGGAGCAACGAGCCCAUUCAGCACCUCUCCGACGUCGCCUUUCAGCUCGGGCAUGGGUGGCUACUCUCCGUCGUCGCCCAACGCGGGAUACUCCCCCACGUCUCCCAUGAUCGAUGGCGGCAUUGGCCGAUAUGCGACAUCUCCGUCAUUCAGUCCCUCUUCCCCAUCCUUCUCGCCGACGUCACCCAUGUUGCGUCCCACAAGCCCAGCCAGCCCCAACUACAGCCCGACAUCGCCAAGCUACUCGCCGGCGUCCCCUUCAUCGCCGAGACACUACUCGCCCACGUCGCCGGCGCAGUUCAACUCUCCCACCUCGCCUAGCUACUCGCCCGCUAGUCCCAACUACAGCCCAGCCUCUCCCAACCUUCACGGAGUGGGCGCUACUUCUCCUUCAUACUCCCCUGCCUCCCCCUCUUGGUCUCCCACUUCUCCCGAGGCUUACUCGCCUACGAGUCCUAGCUUCUCCAAGAGCCCUGGGUCGCAACAAUCCCCUACCAGCCCCAGCUACUCGCCCACUUCUCCAUCAUUCUCUCCCCGGACCCCUGGGCCGGGAGCUUCUGGAAACCAAUACUCACCUAAUUCCCCUGCUAACGACUGA